AUAGUUUUCUUCAAGGUGCACGGGUCAUAUAAGUUCAAUUCCCUCAAUUGCAAAGUUCACUCUCCGGAUCUGGGAAUAUUAAAGGUGUGCCAAAUUAAGGCGGUUGAUCGCAAGCACAAUCUGAUCAACCUUGUAGCCUUUUUGAAUAAAACCUUAUCAGAGGUUGAGAUCCACUUUAAAAUGGUUAAACGCGAGAUUGGCGGCUGGCAUCCCUUUAUGUACGACAUGCGAAUAGACGUUUGCAAGUUCUUUAAGAAUCGCAGUGGGUUCUUCAUUGCCAAUCUAAUAUAUUCGUUUAUAAAGCCAUUCACAAAUGUAAACCACACCUGUCCGUAUAUGGCUGGCACAGAGAUGCGCCUUUGGAAUUGGUCUCCCAAUGAAGAUGCUGUUUUGGCCAAAUUUCCCGUAGACCAUGGCCAAUAUGGCCUACAAACAACGUGGUUCAUCAAAAAAGAGGUGGCAUUGAAAGUAAAUGGAUCUGUACUAUUUUUUAGGUGACUAGUUAGUCGACUUCGAGUUUCAGAAUCCUGAUAAAAGAUUAUUGAAAUAAACUGAAAGCAAUCCUUAAUAUGAUGAUAUGAUAUUACCAUAUUUUUCGCCCCACUUUCCAACCACAGUGGUUAGCACAGGGGCUUAUUCAAUCGGUGAUAAGACGUAAUGCCCAACCCGCUUGCAUACUGACACAGAUUUGAGUGGCAAACAAAUUUUUUUCUUCGGUUUGUGGGCCACAUUCGAGCGUGUCCAGCUUUUGCCCAUGCGCCUCACGUUUAAGGCAGAAAUGGUAACAAUUCAUACAGAAAAUACAAAAAUACAAAAAAUGACGACGACCGGCAAAGAAAAGCAAAGAGAAAUGCGUUCGUUUUGGCCACAGUUGGCUGCGCAUGCGCCCGCCUGAUUACCUCCCGUAUUUACUUUUAAAGCCAAACAAAUAAGAGGCGGCUAAAAGAGCCGUCAUAAAUGGCCAACUGCAAGCCAGCAAGCCACGCACGUUCGCUUUCGACGACUCGAGGAUGGGGGGUAUUUGGUGGAGAUUGGGAUUACGAAGCGCCAACGCGGUUUGUCCAGUUGCGCAUGCUAAUUUGGGCGCGGGAAUCGAUCAUCGAUGGUGGUUGGGUAAUUAUUUACGUCUGUCUCUGGCUCGGAGGCAGUUGCUCCGACUGCCAAUCGACAACCGAUCCGUAACUGACCACAUUUCUGCCUUUUCAUCUCACCCAUUUGCACUCUCUUCCGCACAACAUUGUUGCAGAGAAGAAAAAUCGUUUUUCGACUUGGAAAAACCUUUGAAAAUUUCAUGUGUUUGCUAGUACAGCAUGCGCAAUUAUUUUUACAAACUUAUGAACUCCUUUUGUUGAUAUAACGAAAGAUUUAUCUAAAUAAAUUAAUAAAGCAACGUGUGUAGACAAAUGUAUUCACGGAUUAUAAAUAUUCAUGGUGUUAUUGAAUCAAAGCAGCAAUAAAAUUACCAUAAUUGCCGUAAUGUGUUGAUUCCAACUAAUAUAAUCAGCUUUGUUCCCGUUCCUAAUAACCUAAUUUAAAGAUUGCGAGUUUGGGGACAAGACGAAAUAUAUAUUUAUUGGAAAUAGCAUAAUAGUGUGCUCAUAAUAAUCACUAAAAUGAAGUCUGAUUACCAUUUUCAAAGUCAAAUAACAAAUGAAAAAGAAGAAAUUGCACCCAUUUUCGGCGAGUGUAGUUUCCCAUUGACUGUCACCUGCGUUCAACGCUCGCUCAAGUUCGGCAGAUCAAUCGAAAUGGCGCCUUUCAGCGUUUCGAGCGUUUGUGUGUGGGCUUUCACUUUCGUUUGUGAGCAGCACUCUCACUCUUGGAUUCUCCGGAGCAGUUCAGCACCGCUCUGCUCGGCUUACCAAUUUUUGCUUUUUCCCCGUUUUUAAUAUCUUUUGAGCCGGGUUUUGCCGAUGGCCAAUUUGCAUGCUGUUAGCUCUUUGCCUGACUCAUCUGUUCGCCGGGUUUUUGAUUAUUAUUAUUUUUACUCAAUUCGCUCGUUACCUCACAGUUUGACCGCAAAAAGAAGUAGGCUGUGUGUUACUUAAUUGAAACUAUGAACUGUAGCUAAUCUAAGGCACUUUAGCACCAGCAGCUAUUCAGAUCAGCAGCUAUUCAAGUGGCACAAUUUACGCCGCAACUCAAAUAAA
Molecule: messenger RNA, 2150 nt
Organism: Drosophila yakuba
Lineage: Eukaryota; Metazoa; Arthropoda; Insecta; Diptera; Drosophilidae
Exons: 3
Source: RefSeq, a predicted model, not a curated record